Megalops cyprinoides (Indo-Pacific tarpon) is the source of this 3426-nucleotide messenger RNA. RefSeq names its product SH2 domain-containing adapter protein D-like. The transcript is spliced from 7 exons. The record is from RefSeq and is a predicted model, not a curated record. Lineage: Eukaryota; Metazoa; Chordata; Actinopteri; Elopiformes; Megalopidae. The coding region runs from base 1586 to 2722 and encodes 378 amino acids. Gene Ontology annotation, molecular function: phosphotyrosine residue binding.
CACUGCUGGUCCUGUCCGUAGGAGUUGGAGGCAAACUGGGUCAUAUAAUGGCUGCAGAGAUGGAAGACGACAGACGUUACUAUCCAUGUAUCUGUCUUACUAUGUAUCUAUCACAUGGUCCACGGAUUAAAUGUCGGCAAAUUUAAAAAGAACGUACGCCACCUCUUCCCCUUUAAGAGAACGGUCUCUCCUCUCGCACAUUCGCUUUCUGCCAUCACUCGGUUCCUGGCGGAACGCUGAAUGGCUAUUUCGCCACAAUCCCGGAGUUGAUUGUUUUUCUCCAAUUACCAACGUAAAGACAACGAAAAACAUCACAAGACUGGAGACUUUAAUGAUUUAUCCAUUCGAAUUUUCCUUGAAACGAGGACAAGUGUAUCAGAAGAAAGGGGUCGCCUCGUCUCGGUACAUAUACGUUUUACCAGUCAAUCUGAGAUUGUUGUGGAUGCAUUUGUUACAUUGUGCUUGAGGAUGCAAACUUACACAGCAUCACAUAUCCCUGGAGAAGGCGACAGCUUCAGUAUAGCUAAGUGAAUUAUUGCGUGAUCUAUUCCAAAAUAUGCCGAUGAUGGAAUAAAUAUCACAGGAUGCAUGGGAAACAACUCCAAAAAAAUAACACCGGUUAGAGUGCGGUGAUCUUUGGUAGCAAGAUAAACGUUUGUUGUUUACAAUCCAAGUCAUAUGUGUAGCUGUGAGAAAUACAGCUACGUUUGUUUCUUAAACCUUUCAUUCUUGCUCAGAAGAGAGAUUUUAAAGGAUUGCACGGUGUGCUUUCAGACUUGUUGUUUUUUGUUUACCGACUUCUCACACUGAAAGAGAGUUUCGAGUGUACUUAACUUCUGGCGUCCAGUGGUGAUUUAUUUGAUAUCUACAGUCCCCUUUUUGUUGCCUAUUAUAUGAAUGCGUGUCCUGAAGAACCGAUGAGAGGAUGCACGGCAGUAAUGUGCGACACGUCCCAAAGUAGAAAAGAAGCUGGACAUUUGGCAUAAAGUUUUAACUUUUGGAAACUCUUUUCCUGCGUUGGUUUUUUCCUGGCGUAGCCCAUCGGUCUUCAUGCUCUCGGGACAUUGGAAGCGGCGAAUGUAUUUGAUGCCUGCCCAAAGAGUGAGCAAACGUGUUUAGCCACACUUCCAAUGAAAACAAACAAAAAACACCAGAGCUUUGACAGGACUUCCCAGACUCACUCUCGAUUGGCAUUGUUUCCCGGAGCCGCGACACGCAGAUCAAUGCCAGCUGUCAGAUCUCGCAGGAGGAGUGUUGAUUGCGUCGCGUCUCGCCUCAGAUCUGUGAGCUGGUGACUUUCUGCGUGCGCUUCUGAGGCGGUGGAUCUGAGGAUAAUUCAGCUGUGCAUGGGGGCAGUUGGCAUGGAUUUCAAACCAACAGAGGUAUGAGUGCAAACGAAUUCCAUGUGCGUCGUUUUCAGACAUCCAGGAAGCUUUCACACAAGUUGUUCGUCGACAUUUUGCCAGUCCACAUUGUACCUCGCCAGGAUAAAGCCAGCCAAUACCGCAAUUACCAUAUUUAAACGAUUAAAACGAUAAAAUAUUCAGGGCAGCUCGCAGAGGUCCAUGCUUUUUUAAGCAGAUCCAUGGCAAAGUGGCUGAAAGAUUAUUUGAGUUUCGGUAACCGGCGAGUGCCUCCUCAGCCACCUAAGCCAGACUACACCGAGAGCGAGAUACUCAAAGCCUACCGCAUCCAGAAAAGCUUGGACUUCGAAGAUCCGUACGAGAACGCGGAGAACCGAGCUCGGAACGGCUCUGUAAUGGCAGACCUGCCUGUGUCUGCCAGUAUGGACAUGAAGUCACCCAAACACCGGCUCAUCAAGGUGGAGUCGCAGGAUCUGGGUCGCAGCAAAAUCCUCCUGAGCGCCGUAUCCUUUGAGGAACCGGACCCGGUUGUCCCCUCAGCCCCGGCAGCAGGAGACAUGGACUACUCCGACCCGUUUGAUGCCCGCCCAGACCCACGGCCAGUGCCCAAACUGGAACCAGCACCACCUGAGAGCAACGGCUACAUGGAACCCUACGAGGCACAGAGGGUCAUCACCCAGCUGCAGCGCGGGACGGGGGGUGGCCGGUCGAGGGGCGGGGCCCAGCUGUACGACACCCCGUACGAGGAGCGAGGGCGGAGCCGGGGCGUGCCAGCGGAGGAGGGGCGUGAGAGCAGGCUGCCCCAGGACGACGAGCGGCCCCCGGAAGAGUAUGACCAGCCCUGGGAGUGGAAGAAGGACCACAUCUCCAAGGCCCUUGCUGUGCAGUUCGACAGCGCGGAAUGGGAGCGCUCGGCAUCCCAGACUGAGCGUGUGCGGCCCUCCAGGUCCAGCCCCAUGGUGGGGAGCAACAUCAAGUUUCGCACGGCCUCUGACACCCCGCCCGUGCUGGGAGAGAGAGUGGACCCCACCUUGCCCCUGGAGAAACAGGUGUGGUACCAUGGAGCUCUGACUCGCUCGGAGGCUGAAUCACUGCUCACCUUGUGUAAGGAGUGCAGCUACCUGGUGAGGCACAGCCAGACCUGCCGCACGGACUACUCUCUCUCUCUCAGGAGUUGCCAGGGCUUCAUGCAUAUGAAGUUCACCAUGUCCAAGGAUGGGAAGUACAUCUUGGGUCAGAACAGCCCACCCUUCGACACCAUCCCAGAGGUCAUUCACUACUACACAACACACAAGCUGCCAAUCAGAGGAGCCGAACAUCUGUCCCUGCUCUUCCCAGUUCUAGUACAAACUCUCUGAUUGGCCUGGACAUAAGUCACCUGCUGUAUAACAGUAGUUUUGAGAGGAUGGUAAUUUUAACUGACUUGGAUGGAGAGGAAGUUGAACUGCUUUUUUCAUGAGUGUCCUCUUUGGAUGAAACUUUCUUGGCAAGUUUGACUUUAAGUGGUUGCUCAGCGACUUUUUUCAAAGGUUCAUUUCUACUUAAUGGGUAAAACAGACUGAACCUGGAGUAAAUCUUUCCUGACUGCUCCCUUUUUUGAAAACACCUUUUCCCUUAUGUGGUUUUGGGUUGUCUUUUGGAAUCCUGUGCUUUUGUUGGAUGGUCUCCGUUGAUGCUUUGUCUACACUGAUUCAUCGAUAUGAACUCUCCAGACAAGCUAAAGUAGAAUCUCAUUGGUUCGACACACUGUAUUCCUACAGCCAAUGAAAAUGCGUGCCAUCUGAACUUUCUUUCUGAGUGGACUUCCAGGAGAAACAGGCCUAAGUCUCAUGUGACCUGUUAGACUGAUGCUGUCACUCCACAGUUUGCAUUUCUCUGUGUAUUAAUUCUACUGUUGGAAAGUCUCGGGACAGAAUUUUUUUUCCGUAGUAGCUUGCAUUGUCACAUUAGAAAACCAUCACCAGCUCUUACCAAAGUGGAUUUCGACAAUAGACAUUGCAGAGUACUAUUAUUGCUAUAAUUGUUAUGUAUGGUAACGAUCAUAGUAACGUUAGGGAAUGGU